Messenger RNA from Saimiri boliviensis boliviensis (Bolivian squirrel monkey), 5968 nucleotides. NCBI's taxonomy places the organism in Eukaryota, Metazoa, Chordata, Mammalia, Primates, Cebidae. The record is from RefSeq and is a predicted model, not a curated record.
CCGCACGUCCUGGCCCCUCAGCGCCUUCCUCGGGGUCCACGCGUCGCGCUCCUCUCCCGGGACCCCGCACCCGGAACCGCGCCCACCCCCCUUUCUCCGCCUCCCGGGACCCCGACCCCGGCCCCCGCGGGAGCCUGGAUCCGCUUCGCCGGUCCCCGCGCUCGUCCCUGGUCCGGGCCCCACCCGCCCUGGCAGGCCCUGCGCGCCCCGCGGAGACUCCGGAGCGGCUUCUCCUGGACGCGGCCCGCUGGCGGGAGGGGACCGCGGCGCUGGGUGAGCCUCGUGCGCGGGCCUGGGCUGCGCGCACGCGGCGUGGGGCCCCUGUAGGGUCCGUCCCCUGUAGGCACACGGGGUCCCUGCUCUCUGGCUGCACGUCGCAUUCCGGAGUGCGUGCUUCGUUCCUGUUGUAAGGGAUGCUUUGUCGGGUCUGGUCUGUGACCAGGAUCAACUUUACGCAACCUGGGCUGCCACGUGGGAGGGAGCGGUUUGCUGAGAUCCUGCAAUGGGACAGUGGUGUGAGGGAGACCCGGCGGCGCCGCGGGGAGGGGGCCUCUUGCUGCAGGAAACCUCCGGGGACGUGCUGGCUCAGCCUGGGUGUCUCGGCUCCCCGGCUGCCAGCUGGGCUUGCGGUUGCCCGAGAUCCACUCUCAAGAGGGCCUUUUGACUCUAGAACAAUUCUUCCAAGCAGCCACUGCUUCGGCUGCCUGUGGGGCUGUCCAGUUUCUAGGAAGCACACUUCCAAUUGUGAGAAUAAGAUUUCCGGGAAGACGGAGGUUUUUGAAUGUGUAAAGUAUGGGAAAGAACACUAAAGUGAAAAGUUCUGGAGACUUUGAGGUUGUCGCUUCCCCAAGACGCCUGCUUUUGCUCAAAGCCCCUUGAUGGGGCUGGUCCUCGUGGUGUGGAAGGGGACGGUGAGCAGGAGGACCCGAUGGUGCUGCCCUCCCGCAGACACACAGGGCGAGGUCGUCCCCAGCCUGGCUCCAGGCCCUGACCCCCGCCACCGUGUGUAUCCGGAGCCGGACUCUAGAGCUGGGGCGGUGCUGGCCCCUGUGCCCACUGGCCCCUGUGCCCACUGCUCUGCCUGGGCCUCCGCCUGCCGCAUGCCGUCCCCUGCCGUGCGCUGUGCUUCUCCAAGUAGGGCUUGGGAUACGGUCGCUCAUCCUGUGCCCCUCAUCCAUUCCUCCUCUUCAGUCCUCACCCCACCCAGCCACCAGCCUCUCUCCCUGAGCCACUGUCAGCCCAGCAGGCUUUCUUCCUCCUGCGCUCUGCUCCUCAGAAGGCCCCGGGGGUGCCCCAUGAACUCCCAAUCCCUGCUGUGGUUUCCAGGGCUUUCACAGCCCCACGGCUGUCCCAGCUCUGUCUUGGCUGCCUCAGGAGUCCUCUCUCUUCCUGCCUUUCCUGGUCCCUCCUGGCUUCUUGGGAGAAGCAUCAAGCCCCUCCUCCCUGGAGGUCCCCGGAGGCCACUUCCGCAUCCCUGUCAUAGUUGCGGCCCUGGGUCAGCAGGAGCACAGGGACGAGCUGUGUUUUGUCUAAAAGGGUGUGCCCACUGCCCUGGCGAGAAGCUGGGCAGAGACUCUCAUGGUUUGGGUACAGAGGUCAGGGCAGAGCCAGAAGUGCCCAACCCCUGGGCCUGCUCUCCUCUCCGAGUCCUCAUAGCAGUGAGCUGCUCCCUGUGGCCCUUGGGCAGGGGGUCACCGAGGGGCUCCUGGUCUGGAGAUUGGAGAUUGAAGCUUCAAGUCGCUUUUCUCCCGUGGGCUGAAGCCAGGCAGAGAUCCUGGCUUUACGUGUCUCGGCCUCUCGGAGGGAGGGUUGCCUCGUAUGCGCCUUGUUGCCGCUUCACAGGCCCCAUGUGAGUGGUUGGGUGUGUUUGUACAUCCAGCUGCUUCUGCUGGAUGUGGCAGCGUGUGGCUCAAGGCUAUAGUCUGUAAAUGUUCUCAAAGUUCUCUGCAGAAACAUUCUGCUUUUCACCAAGCAUUGCUUUGCAAAGCUUUUACUUUUAUGUAAUAUAUUCUCGUAAAGUUUCCACAGAGUGAAAUAGCCUAUCUUUCUUCCCCAAAUAAAGAAACCGGUCCAGUAGUGGCUGACACACUUGAGAACCAUCAGAAACCCAGCUAAGUUCCCAGUUGAGAUAAACCACUGACAGCAAAGCACCAUCAGUUUCACGCAGAAAUCUGUGAUUGUGGCGUAAAGCUCGUCUUCAGCGGACACCGUCUUUGCACUCCUGUUUCACGGUGGCCCUCAUGACGCUGACGCUCUUCCCGGUCCGGCUCCUGGUUGCCGCCGCCAUGAUGCUGCUGGCCUGGCCCCUGGCACUUGUUGCGUCCCUGGGCUCUGCGGAGAAGGAACCUGAGCAGCCCCUGGCCCUGUGGAGGAAGGUCGUGGACUUCCUGCUGAAGGCCAUCAUGCGCACCAUGUGGUUUGCCGGUGGCUUCCACUGGGUGGCCGUGAAGGGGCGGCAGGCGCUGCCCACCGAGGCGGCCAUCCUCACGCUCGCUCCACACUCGUCCUACUUCGACGCCAUCCCGGUGACCAUGACCAUGUCCUCCAUCGUGAUGAAGGCAGAGAGCAGAGACAUCCCGAUCUGGGGAACUCUGAUCCGGUACAUACGGCCCGUGUUCGUGUCCCGGUCAGACCAGGAUUCUCGCAGGAAGACAGUAGAAGAAAUCAAGAGACGGGCGCAGUCCAAUGGAAAGUGGCCGCAGAUAAUGAUUUUUCCAGAAGGAACUUGUACGAACAGGACCUGCCUAAUUACCUUCAAACCUGGUGCCUUCAUCCCCGGAGCUCCCGUCCAGCCUGUGGUCUUACGAUACCCAAAUAAACUGGACACCAUCACAUGGACUUGGCAAGGACCCGGAGCGUUGGAAAUCCUGUGGCUCACGCUGUGUCAGUUUCACAAUCAAGUGGAAAUUGAGUUCCUUCCUGUGUACAGCCCUUCUGAGGAGGAGAAGAGGAACCCUGCGCUGUAUGCCAGCAACGUGCGGCGAGUCAUGGCCGACUCCAUGGUGUCGACACAGUGGUGGCCUCAGAGCAGAAGCAACAGGUGGUCAGCGGCCAGUGCAGGGAUUUCAGUUGUCAUGGCUGGUUCGGGAGAGGCCCACGUGGGAGCUGGUGCCCUGUGGAGGGGAGCCCUGGGCGUCUCCGUGACUGACUACACGUUCGAGGACUGCCAGCUGGCCCUGGCGGAAGGACAGCUCCGUCUCCCAGCUGACACUUGCCUUUUAGAAUUCGCCAGGCUCGUGCGGGGCCUUGGGCUCAAACCAGAAAAGCUUGAAAAAGAUCUGGACAAAUACUCCGCAAGUGCCAGGGUGAAGGGAGGAGAGAAGGUUGGCAUCUCGGAGUUCGCGGCCUUCCUGGGAGUCCCCGCGUCCGACCUGCUGGAAGACAUGUUCUCCCUGUUCGACGAGAGCGGCCACGGCAAGGUGGACCUGCGGGAGUGUGUGGUGGCCCUGUCUGUCGUCUGCCGGCCGGCCCGGACGCUGGACACCAUCCAGCUGGCUUUCCAGGUGUACGGGGCGCAGGAAGAUGGCAGUGUCGGCGAAGGCGACCUGUCCUGCAUCCUCAAGACAGCCCUAGGGGUGGCAGAGCUCACCGUGACUGACCUGUUCCGAGCCAUUGACGAGGAGGAGAAGGGGAAGAUCACAUUUGCCGACUUCCACAGGUUUGCAGAGCUGUACCCGGACUUCGCGGAGGAAUACCUGUACCCGGAGCAGACGCAUUUCGAAAGCUGUGCGAAGACCCCGCCUGCGCCGAUCCCAAACGGUUUCUGUGCCGAUUUCAGCCCGGAAAACUCUGACGCUGGGAGGAAGCCCGCUCGGAAGAAGCUGGAUUAGGACCGAGGGUUGCGUGAGACUCGGCCCUUCCCGCGUGGCCGUCACCGCCACGAGCCUCUCUGAGAGUGACCUCUGGGCUCCGCUCCCCACCCCCGCUGUCCUGGCACUGCCUUCGGCCCGAGUUCGAGGGGCCGCGGGGGCUGUUCUUAUUUCGUUCCUUGGUGAAGAGUCUGUUGCAGAACCGACGCUUACUGUGCGAGAAUCGGAGGGCGCGCGCAUGCGGACCCCCGGGGGCCUGGACUCCAUGGGGUCGCCCCGUGUCCUCCCACGGGGUCCUGGUUUCGAGUCCCUGCCGCGGCCCUGUGCAGCGGGCGGGCCUUCGUGCGCACUCAGCACACACAUGCCACGCGGAGCGUGCCUGCCUGUAGCUCUGGCACCUCUGUCCGCCUCCGGAUCCGCAGCCUGGCAGGGCCGCUGCCCAGUUUCUCAGUGUUUCUACCGCGUGCAGGAGCUCAUGAGUAUUUUAUAAACUCCAUUUAGGUACUUCAGGAAACAUGCAGCAUUUUUUAAAAAAUGGAAAUUGUUUUCUACUUCAUUUUUCCUUUUAGGGUCAAAGGAUAUUUAUUUAUAGGCCUUUUUUUUAAUAGAAUCUGAGGCUGUUUGGGCUUUGACUUAAAUUUCCAUCAGGUCUCUCUCCGGCAGGUAAUCCCUUUCCUCCUGCUGGGUCCCCUCGGGGAGGUGUCAGCUCAAGGACCCAGCCCCAAAACACUUUUCCUCCUUAAUCCUUUGCCAGUCCCCUCUUUUUUAUAAACGUUGCCAGUUUGCUGUUUCUGUUUCGUCAUGACGUCAUCCACUUCACUGUAGCCUACACUCCAAUCUGAGGUUGGCUAUUGUUCAGAUGAGCUGGGCCGAGCUGGGAACUAAAGGCGGCCGCCACCCUGCCACUCCUCCCUGGCUCUGGGGCCGGGUCCCUGCUGCAAGCGGCUGCAUCUUCCUCUCAGCUCCGGUUUCCAUGGUGACCGGUGUGACGCAGCGGCCCCGGCAUGGCUGACCUUCCUGCCCUGCAGAGAGAAGCCGCAGCCUCUUGCCUGUGGAAGGAGAGGCUGGGCUGCGCGGAGCGGAGGGUGAUGGGGAUGUCUGGUGACAGCCGCGCAGACACUGCGCCUCCCUGCAGCGCUGCCUCCCAGCGCCGGGGUCGCGGGCAUAUCCCGCUGAGCGCGUGGGUCCUGCCCCCUCUCAGAGUCACAGGCGAAGGGGCUUCCAGGCACUGGGGUAUUUGGGUGUCACCUGAAGUCUUCAUGACGUCACCUUGCUUCGUCAUUUUCUAUGACGAUUAGAAACCCAUCCUUCAAGCACAAUAAUCGUCACAGACUUCAGUUUGCUUCCUAAAGCAAAAGCUCCAGGUUUGUCUGGAAAAUUUUUUUGAUUUCUGAAAUGAAUUGAUUUUAAUAUUUGGGGCAUCUCUAUAGAAAGUGACCACCAAGGCCAGUAAGUACAGGAGAACAAUGUUUACUAACUUUCUCAGAGAGAUUCGCAAUACGCGUUUCUCCACUGACAGACGCUUGAAAACAACCUUCAGCUCCGUUUCAAUCAAUCACCUCGACUUGCUUCUAGCGUGGACACUGCCAGCCAGGCCAGACAGGACGGAGUAACCCGAAGUCAAUUUCAGGGCUCUGGGCCUGUUGGACACGGAAGAAAUUCUAGUGUAGCCUUGGUAGCUAACAUUGAUUUUAGAACUGGAGAAUGCGUAAAGAUUCAUUUUUAAAGAAGAGCCUGCACAUGGCCAAUGACGGAGGUAAACAAACUAAGAUAUUCUGAGGGAAGGGACCCAGGCCACCCGCUUCCCGGCAGGUCUGCAGAUGAAGGGUUUUUUGAAUGAAAUGCCACUGUGCAUUUUCAGAAAAAAAUCUCUGAUAACCAGACUUUGAAUGGAUGUUUGUUCCUCCUGAUUCUCUUUUCUCUUGUGUGGGGACUUAGAGUUGGUGGGUAUUCAGAACUGUGAAUGUACAUAGCGUCGAGUCGGAUUCCUCGUGUGUGUGAAGGGACGUGGCGGGCCUCCUGGUGGCCUGGGAGCCAGGCGGUGGCAGGUGCAGCAUGGGCCAGGCCUGCGGGGGCGUGAGGGCAGAGGGAGGGUCGCCGUGAAGGAACUUGGGAUUUUCCGUGAAAUAAAUAAAACAUACAGUCUUCUAUACUUGGGA